Molecule: messenger RNA, 1167 nt
Organism: Vicia faba (fava bean)
Lineage: Eukaryota; Viridiplantae; Streptophyta; Magnoliopsida; Fabales; Fabaceae
Source: the annotation of a GenBank genome assembly
AUGGAAGGUUCCGCACUGUGGCAAGGUUCGGUUCUCGCUGGAAUCCUCUUCUGGCUUCUUUCUUCUUCAUAUCUCAAUCUCACUCUCAAACUUCGAUCUUUCCUUCAACCUUUCGUUACUCACUAUGUUCAAACCGGAACCCCGAUUCUCCUCCAGAUCCAGAGUUACAAAGCUGGAUUCUUUGAUAUUCUUUUUUCUGGGUUAUCUUGUGUUGUUUCCGUACCCUUUUACACCGCUUUUCUCCCUUUGUUAUUCUGGAGUGGUCAUGGUCAAUUGGCUAGACAGAUGACGUUGUUGAUGGCGUUUUGUGAUUAUAUAGGGAACUGUAUAAAGGAUGUGGUUUCUGCGCCGAGACCUGCUUCUCCUCCUGUGAGGAGAGUAACUUCUACAAAAGAUGAGGAGGAGAAUGCUUUAGAAUAUGGUCUUCCUUCUUCUCAUACACUCAACACUGUUUGCUUAUCAGGCUAUCUUUUGCACUAUGUCCUGACUCAUGCUCAAAUUCAAGGUGCCUAUGUUAAUUACUUCGGAGUAUCCCUUGCUUGUUUGUUUGUGGCCCUCGUUGGAUUGGGAAGAAUUUAUCUUGGUAUGCACAGUUUGAUUGAUGUUGUUGCUGGCCUUUUUAUUGGACUCGGAAUCCUUGGAUUUUGGCUUACAGUUGAUGAAUACAUAGACAGUUUCGUUGUCUCGGGACAAAACGUUACAACUUUUGGGGCUGCUUUGAGCUUCCUCUUGCUUUUUGCUUAUCCAACUCCUGAAUUUCCAACUCCAAGUUUUGAGUUUCACACUGCUUUCAAUGGUGUUGCAUUGGGAAUUGUGUCUGGGGUACAGCAAACAUACACUCAAUUUCAUCAUGCCGGUGUUCCUCAGUUAUUCUCUGAACUGACAAUACCCGUAUUCAUGGGAAGAAUGCUCUUGGGAAUACCUACAAUUAUAAUUGUUAAAUUCUGCAGCAAAACUCUUGCAAAAUGGACUAUCCCCGUGGUGGCAAACACAUUGGGCAUCCCAAUAAAAUCAACCACCUAUAUUCCCACAUUUAACGGAGCUAAGACAGGAGAGAAGUCUAAGGCUUUUGAUGUUGAUACUGGAAUUAGAUUUCUACAAUAUGCAGGUCUUGCAUGGUCCGUGGUCGACUUAGUGCCAUCCAUUUUUUCAUACAUGAACCUGUGA